This is a messenger RNA of Hordeum vulgare subsp. vulgare (domesticated barley), 3209 nucleotides long. Its product is annotated as alpha-mannosidase. NCBI's taxonomy places the organism in Eukaryota, Viridiplantae, Streptophyta, Magnoliopsida, Poales, Poaceae. The record is from RefSeq and is a predicted model, not a curated record. The transcript has 29 exons. The coding region runs from base 70 to 3066 and encodes 998 amino acids. Gene Ontology annotation, biological process: mannose metabolic process. Gene Ontology annotation, molecular function: alpha-mannosidase activity; carbohydrate binding.
AAGGAAGCCAGCGAAGCGGACCAUUUCGCACGGAGGCACCGAGGAAGCGAGCGAGGAGGGACCCAAGCCAUGGCGCUGCCGCUGGCCCUGGUGGCCCUGCUCGCCGCGGCGGCGGCGGCGAGGGAGGCGCACGGGUACGUGGCGUACAACACGAGCGCGGGGACGGCGGCCGGGCUGCUGAACGUGCACCUGGUGCCGCACUCCCACGACGACGUCGGCUGGCUCAAGACCGUCGACCAGUACUACGUCGGCUCCAACAACUCCAUCCAGGGCGCGUGCGUUAUGGACACGCUAGACUCCGUGGUGGACGCGCUGGCCAGGGACCCCGGCCGCAAGUUCGUCGUCGCGGAGCAGGCCUUCUUCCAAAGGUGGUGGGUAGAGAAAAGCCCAAAAAUCCAGGCCAUAGUGCACAAGCUAGUUGAUUCUGGUCAGCUCGAGUUCAUAAAUGGCGGGUGGUGUAUGCAUGAUGAAGCUGCUACUCAUUAUAUUGACAUGAUUGAUCAGACCACACUUGGUCAUCGGGUGAUUAAAAAACAAUUCAACAAGACUCCAAGAGCUGGCUGGCAAAUCGAUCCUUUCGGUCAUUCUGCUGUGCAAGCUUAUUUGCUAGGAACAGAGCUUGGUUUCGAUUCUGUGCACUUUGCAAGAAUUGAUUACCAAGAUAGGGCAAAGCGUAAAGACGAUAAAGGCCUGGAAGUUAUAUGGCAGGGCUCAAGAACAUUUGGUUCAUCUUCUCAGAUCUUUACAAAUGCAUUUCCUGUCCAUUAUAGCCCUCCCGAUGGGUUUAGUUUUGAAGUUUUGAAUGACAUGACACCUGUUCAGGACGACCCGUUGCUGUUUGACACCAAUGUUGAACAACGCGUUAAUGAUUUUGUUUCUGCAGCCAUAGCACAGGCAAACGUUACGCGUACAAAUCACAUAAUGUGGACCAUGGGCGAUGAUUUUAAUUAUCAGUAUGCUGAAUCCUGGUUCCGGAAUAUGGAUAGACUUAUCCAUUACGUGAACAAGGAUGGACGAGUGCAUGCACUGUAUUCUACUCCAUCCAUUUACACUGAUGCAAAACAUGCAUCAAAUGAAUCUUGGCCACUCAAACAAGAUGAUUAUUUCCCAUAUGCUGAUUCAACAAAUGCUUACUGGACUGGGUAUUUUACGAGCCGUCCGACUUUCAAGCGAUAUGUUCGAAUGCUCAGUGGAUAUUACCUGGCUGCACGUCAAAUAGAAUUUCUUGUGGGAGGAUCGUUCACUUCUAGCUUGGAGGAUGCACUGGGAAUUGCCCAGCAUCAUGAUGCCGUCUCAGGAACGGCAAAGCAACACACAACUGAUGAUUACUCGAAACGCCUUGCUCUCGGAGCAUCCCAGGUCGAGAAAGGUGUAAAUACUGCUUUGUCUUGUCUGACAAGCUCUAAAGGAACAUGUAUGUCUCCAGCAGUAAAGUUUAGUCAGUGCCAACUGCUCAAUAUAAGCUACUGCCCUUCAACUGAGGAACAAAUUUCAGGAGGAAAGGGUUUAGUUAUAACUGCUUAUAAUCCUCUUGGAUGGGAACAUAGUGACUUCAUACGGGUUCCGGUCAAUGACUUACACCUAGUCGUAAAAAGCUCUGAUGGAAGUUUUGUUGAUUCACAACUAGUUGAGGUUGAUAAUGUGACUAGCAAUUUAAGGAGGUUGUAUGUGAAGGCUUAUCUCGGAAUCAAUGCAGACAAACCCCCAAAGUAUUGGCUAGUAUUUAAGGCUUCUGUUCCACCAAUGGGAUGGAAUACUUACUUCGUCUCAAAAUCCAAGGGAACAGGAUCUAACAGAAUGGGGUAUGUCUCAAGCAUCGCUUCUCCAAGCAAAGACACAGUUGAAGUUGGACCAGGGUCUCUAAAGAUGACAUUCUCCUCAGCAUCUGGACAACUUACGCGGAUGUCCAAUUCUAUCACAGGAGUGGAUUUACCAAUUCAACAGAGCUUUCUUUGGUAUGGUUCAAGAACCGGUGAUGGGGAUUCACAGGCAUCUGGAGCUUAUAUUUUUAGACCAGAUGGGUCUACACCAACUGCUGUUUCGAGAUCGAUACCGUUAAAAGUCAUCCGUGGACCUCUGGUUGAUGAAGUCCACCAGCAAUUCAGCCCAUGGAUUUAUCAGGUUACAAGACUCUAUAAGGAUAAGGAUCAUGCUGAAGUAGAAUACACGAUUGGACCAAUCCCGGUUGAUGAUGGCAUAGGAAAAGAGGUCAUCACAAGACUGACAGCAAAUAUGGUCACAAACCACACUUUUUAUACUGAUUCUAAUGGAAGAGAUUUUCUCAAGAGGGUGAGAGACUACAGGGAAGAUUGGGAUCUUCAAGUGACUCAACCGGUUGCAGGAAAUUACUAUCCCGUCAAUCUCGGAAUGUAUGUAACAGAUGGGAAAUAUGAACUCAGUGUUCUUGUUGAUCGUGCUGUUGGAGCUUCAAGUAUUCAGGAUGGUCAAAUAGAAUUUAUGUUCCACAGGCGUAUACUUCAUGAUGAUGGCAGAGGUGUAGGGGAGCCACUCGAUGAAUCUGUUUGCGUAGACAGCAAAUGUGAUGGGCUGAUGGCUAGGGGUACUUAUUAUGUCAAUGUUAACAAGCUUGGACAUGGAGCACACUGGCGAAGGACACAAGGACAAAAAGUUUAUUCACCCUUUCUUCUUGGUUUCGCUCAUGAGGAUGAGAGCAGCUGGAAAUCGUACAGUGUUGUGAAAGAGAGCAUGAUGGAUGCAAAUUACAGUCUUCCUGAUAAUGUCGCGAUCAUCACCUUGCAGAAUCUCGAUGAUGGGACCACACUUCUCCGCUUGGGACAUUUGUUUCAGGCUGCAGAAGACCCACAAUAUUCAGUGAUGGCAAAAGUUGAACUGAAAAAAUUGUUUGGAAAGAGAACUAUCAAGGAAUUGACUGAAACUAACCUGUCCGCCAACCAAAAGAAGUCAGCGAUGAGGAAGCUCAAGUGGAGGGUUGUUGGAGACACUGAAAGUAGUCACGCCCCAGUUACCGGUAGCCCGGUUAACGAUAAAGUCCUUGUUGUCGAGCUGGGACCCAUGGAGAUAAGAACAUUCUUGGUGAAACUGUGAGCUGCAAUAGCAGAGAUAUCGUUAUGUAAUUCCAUGCAUGUUCUAGGAGAUUAUUGUGCCUUUCAUUUCUGUGAGCAAAUGCCUUCUUAUAGUUAUGUCCUUGUACUGAAAUAAAUGUGCUCAGUCACAACUUUCCCAGCAAA